This is a messenger RNA of Striga hermonthica, 1734 nucleotides long. The record is from the annotation of a GenBank genome assembly. Lineage: Eukaryota; Viridiplantae; Streptophyta; Magnoliopsida; Lamiales; Orobanchaceae.
AUGGCGGCUGUUGCCUCACACUCUACUGCAUUUCGCGCACCAAUUCGCUUACAUGACCUUGUUCCCAAAGCUGAUUUGGGUCUUUAUUCUGUAAGAUUUUCAUCAAAUCGCACUAGGAGUGUUACGGUCUAUGCUUUGAGUGCAAAUGGCGAUGACAAGCACCAAAGCGAAGCCGUUGUCUCCGUCUCAGACCCUCCUCUCGUGGUCGCUGCUAAUCCCACCACAAAUCCUAAGGUGAAACGUCACACAAUUUCGGUAUUUGUUGGUGAUGAAAGUGGGAUGAUAAAUCGAAUUGCUGGGGUAUUUGCUAGGAGAGGGUACAACAUUGAGUCCCUUGCAGUGGGUCUUAACAAGGAUAAGGCCCUCUUCACUAUAGUUGUAUCUGGAACUGAAAGGGUGCUACAACAAGUUAGGGAACAGCUUCUGAAGCUCGUGAACGUAUUAAAGGUUGAGGACAUUUCACAAGAGCCACAAGUGGAACGGGAGUUAAUGCUCAUCAAAAUCAGCGCCGAUCCAAAAUAUCGAGCAGAGGUGAUGUGGCUAGUGGACAUUUUUAGGGCGAAAAUUGUGGACAUCUCAGAUAAUUCGCUAACUAUUGAGGUAACAGGAGAUCCAGGGAAGAUGGUAGCUGUGCAAAGAAAUCUGAGUAAAUUUGGAAUCAGAGAGAUUGCUAGGACAGGGAAGAUUGCCUUGAGAAGAGAAAAGUUGGGUGAAUCUGCUCCCUUCUGGAGGUUCUCGGCCGCUUCAUAUCCAGAUCUUGAGUCAGCAAGGCCUGCUGCUACUGUUUCAAGAACUGUGAAGGGGACAUUUAGCAGAGAAUCUGAUACUUCUGCUGGAGGCGACGUUUACCCUGUGGAAUCCCCUGACAGCAUUUCUAUCAAUCAAGUUCUUGAUGCUCAUUGGGGAAUGUUGGAUGACGAAGAUACUAGUGGGCUCCGCUCUCACACGCUUUCCAUGGUUGUCAAUGAUGUUCCUGGAGUCCUUAACCUCGUCACAGGUGUUUUUGCUCGAAGAGGAUAUAAUAUCCAAAGUUUAGCUGUUGGUCAUUCUGAAGUUGAGGGGCUUUCACGCAUUACCACUGUUGUUCCUGGUACAGAUGAAUCGAUAGGAAAGUUGGUGCAACAACUGUGUAAAUUGGUGGAUCUUCAUGAGGUUCAAGACCUCACACAUUUACCUUUUGCCGAGAGGGAAUUGAUGUUGAUCAAAAUUGCUGUGAAUGCUGCUGCUCGGCGGAAUGUUCUUGACAUAGCUAGUAUAUUCAGAGCGAAAGCUGUCGAUGUAUCUGAUCACACCAUCACCCUCGAGCUCACAGGAGAUCUGGACAAAAUGGUUGCUUUGCAAAGAUUGUUAGAACCAUACGGAAUUUGUGAGGUUGCACGAACUGGUAGAGUGGCACUUGCACGAGAAUCAGGAGUUGAUUCGAAGUUGGUCACGUUGACAACCGAAACCACCGAAGGCGUCAAGGAGAUGGGUUUGAAAAAUAUGGAGAAAUUGUGGAAAGGUGGCAACCAACUUUUUGCUAUCAAUCAUGAGAUUCUGGACUUAUUGGAGCAAUUCGGAGCGGAGCACUUUGAGCAAGGCGAGUGGGUUUAUUCGAAGUUGAGGCCUUAUCGUCAGUGCACGAUUUUACAAAUGUCGUUGUAUAAGCUCGAACGCCGAUUUUACAGACCAUAUCAGCUCAAGGAGCACAUGAGCAAUGUGGUGUAUCGACUUGAAUUGCCGACCGAGUCUUAA